This is a messenger RNA of Calliphora vicina (urban bluebottle blowfly), 1652 nucleotides long. Its product is annotated as sodium channel protein Nach. Gene Ontology annotation, cellular component: plasma membrane. NCBI's taxonomy places the organism in Eukaryota, Metazoa, Arthropoda, Insecta, Diptera, Calliphoridae. Gene Ontology annotation, molecular function: ligand-gated sodium channel activity. The record is from RefSeq and is a predicted model, not a curated record. Gene Ontology annotation, biological process: sodium ion transmembrane transport. The transcript has 8 exons. The coding region runs from base 213 to 1586 and encodes 457 amino acids.
UGUGUAUAAUACCUCUAAUAAUGGGAAUUAAAACACUUGUACAAUUUGGCAAUUAAGAUAAACCAUCUAAGGAAUAAUUAAACUUACAACACUAAGCCAACGAAAAACCAUUUAAAAGCGCUUAAACCAAACGACAUAAACUGCAGUCUUAAUAGAACCAUUUAACAGAACUAAACUAAACUAAGUGCUCGGUGUUUUAAAGGAGACAAAAAAUGAUGCGUGUACGUGAUGUGGUUGAGGAAUAUUUACAAAAUUCCACAUUGCAUGGGGCACGUUUUAUAGUGGAUAAAGAGUCAACCUGGAUGGAGAAGACAUUUUGGGGUUUGUGUCUGUUGGCUUCGUGGUUUGCCUCGUGGAAAUUGAUAAAAGUGUCAUUGGCUGCCUUUGAAAAUAAUGCCAUUAGCUUUGGUGUAGAAUCCAGCUAUCGCGACUGGGAAACAAAUUUCCCAGCCAUAGUGGUGUGUGAAUCAAAAAAUAUGGAUAGAAUACAAGAAGUGGCGGAACAGCUGUGGGGUGCGGAUCAUGAUUUUACCUUGGAAGAAGUUCUUAGUGAAAUAGCUUUCUUCCGUGGUGAAUCGUAUCACACAGUUCAUGAGUGUGGUGGAGAGGAACCUUCAGAGAAUUGUUUCUAUUCGAAUUUUUCCUAUUAUGCCCAGUUGGUGCGCAGCAGCUGUGAGAAUACUAUUAAGAAUUGUUUGUGGAAUAAUAAACCUUUUGAGUGCUGCAAAUAUUUUCAACGUAUGGAGACAGAGUUGGGUCUCUGUUAUGCCAUAAAUUCAUUGCAAGCUGGGAGAAAUAAUGGCCCCAAAUUAAAUAUGUGGUCUAAUCGUUACACUGGUCCGGGAGCCUUGAAAAUGGAUAUUUACACAGAGGCUGUGGUCUUCAUUUUAGGCGAAGAGGAGGUGCCUACUUUAGUAACACCCAAAACCGAUUAUUUAGUGGUGGGUCCUUACAUUUCCUUUGUACGCCACAUUUCCAAACGUGACAUUCAAAACGAUGAACAAAUUCGUGCUACUAGUGUCUCGCAACGUAAUUGUCGUUUCAACGAUGAAAACAAUUUGGAUGUGCAUCGUUAUUACAGUUACAGUGCAUGUACCGUGCAAUGUCGCAAAGACAAGCAAUUGGAAUUGUGUAACUGUUCCAGUCAUUUGUCACCCAAUACACCCAGUUCCCAGAAAUGCAAUAUGGAUGGUUUGGAGUGUCUCAAUCGCAACUAUGAGGAUUUAUCUGUUAUUAUAGCAAAGUGGUCCAAGGGACGCAAGGGAUUGGUGUGUGAUUGUUUGCCCUCCUGUACAGAGGUGGAUAUUACAACAGUGGUGGAUAGUAAGGAGAAUAUCUAUAAUCAAAAUCCUGUUUCAAAGGUAGAAAUUGCUUUGGUGGAAUUACCCACCGAACGUUAUAAACGUAAUGUGGUUAGAGGCAAAUUGGAUUUAGUGGUAUCUAUUGGUGGCACUACUGGCUUGUUUGUGGGUGCCAGCCUUUUAAGUUUUGUGGAAAUCUUCUACUACAUCACCAUACGUCCCUACGGCAGCAUGUUGUACGAGAAACGUUUAGUGCGUCAGCAAUUACAGCAAACUGUUUCCUAAUUGAUCGAGGGGGAUUGGGUUUUGCAAACUUAUCUCUAUGAUCUUGACUUUGUUUAUGUGUGUCGU